UUAAUCAAGGACAGUAAAGGAAACCAACCACUGCUCCACAAUGUCUUUAUUAAUGCAUACACAGAAUAGCUUUAGUCUAUCCAUUCUUUUAUCUCAAAUUCUCAAUGGCUCCUCAAAUUCAUGACUUGUUAGCCCUUUUCACUUUUUUCUUAUCCAUGAUUCUUGCACUCAUGAUGAUGAGGAAGAAUCUAAGAAAACCUGACUCAAUUCCAAAUAUACCACCAGGGCCAUGGAAGCUACCAAUAAUAGGAAGCAUACCCCAUCUCAUUGGUUCUCCACCACACAGAAAAUUAAGAAAAUUGUCCAAAAAAUAUGGCCCCUUGAUGCACCUUCAACUUGGAGAGGUCUUCUUCAUCAUUGUUUCAUCAGCAGAGUAUGCUAAGGAAGUCAUGAAAACCCAUGAUGUUACCUUUGCAUCAAGGCCUUAUACUCUAGCCUCGGAUAUAGUGUUUUAUGGUUCAACAGACAUAGCCUUUUCACCUUAUGGUGAUUACUGGAGACAGCUUAGGAAGAUUUGCAAUGUAGAGCUUUUAAGCAUGAAACGUGUCCAAUCUUUGUGGCCAGUCAGAGUGGGAGAGGUGACUAACUUCAUCAAACACAUUGCUUCAGAAGAAGGAUCAGUCAUCAAUCUUUCUCAAGCAAUUGUUUCAUUGUUAUUCACAAUCACUUCAAAGACUGCAUUUGGCAAGACAUAUGAGGAACAAGAUGAGUUCAUAUCAGUGGUAAAACAACUUGCAAAGCUCUGUGGAGGUUUCUACAUAGGAGACUUGUUUCCUUCAGCUAAAUGGCUUCAUUACAUUUCUGGGAUGAGGCCUAAGCUUGAAAAGUUGCGCCACAUAGUAGACAGGAUUAUGGAGAAUAUCAUCAAUGACCAUAAAGAGGCAAGGUUAAGAUCUAAACAAGCAUUUCGUGAAGCAGAGGGAGAUCUGAUUGAUGUUCUCUUAGAGUUUGAGGAUGAUUUUCGCUUACCUUCGACGACUAUCAAAGCUAUAAUCUUCGAUGUAUUUAUUGCUGGGAGCGAGUCUGCAGCAACUACUGUUAAUUGGGCAAUGACUGAGAUGUUGAAGGAUCCAAGAGUAUUGAAGAAAGCACAAAUUGAAGUGAGAGAGGUGUUUGACAGGAGAGGAAAGAUUGAUGAAAGUGCCAUUGAGGAGCUCAAAUACUUAAAAGCAAUCAUCAAAGAGGUCCUCAGGUUACAUCCUCCUGGUCCUCUUCUUAUUCCAAGGGAAUGUGAAGAAGCAUGUGAGAUUAAUGGAUUUAAUAUACCUGUUAAAAGCAGAGUCAUUGUCAAUGCUUGGGCAAUUGGAAGGGAUCCAAAAUAUUGGAAUGAACCAAAUAGGUUUUAUCCUGAAAGGUUUAUUGAUAAUUCUAUUGAUUACAAAGGAACUGAUUUUAAGUAUAUCCCAUUUGGAGCUGGAAGGAGAAUUUGCCCUGGCAUGAACUAUGGUAUGGCAAAUGUUGAGGAGGUCCUUGCAUUCUUACUAUAUCAUUUUGAUUGGAGACUACCCAAUGGAAUGAAAAAUGAGGACUUGGACUUGACGGAGGAAUUUGGAAUUACUAUAAUUAAAAAAUAUGAUCUAUACUUGAUUCCCACUGUUGUCCAUCCUUUGCCUGCAGCUUAGAAAAUGCCCAACUUGAAAAGUGGUACCCUAUUGUCUUUAUAUUUGUUAUCAUAAGUUUCUAUGUGCUACUUGUUAUUCAGGCCUAAACGUUAUUAUGUUAUUUUUCGUUUUGUCAUGAAAUCGGUUUACUCAUCCAUAAUAAUAUUUUAUGUUAUAUUGUUGUUU
This is a messenger RNA of Lotus japonicus, 1787 nucleotides long. RefSeq names its product cytochrome P450 71D11-like. Gene Ontology annotation, molecular function: oxidoreductase activity, acting on paired donors, with incorporation or reduction of molecular oxygen; heme binding; monooxygenase activity. The coding region runs from base 105 to 1622 and encodes 505 amino acids. The record is from RefSeq and is a predicted model, not a curated record. NCBI's taxonomy places the organism in Eukaryota, Viridiplantae, Streptophyta, Magnoliopsida, Fabales, Fabaceae. The transcript is spliced from 2 exons.